Molecule: messenger RNA, 672 nt
Organism: Fusarium musae
Lineage: Eukaryota; Fungi; Ascomycota; Sordariomycetes; Hypocreales; Nectriaceae
Exons: 2
Coding region: 1-672 (223 amino acids)
Source: RefSeq, a predicted model, not a curated record
AUGGACCUUUCACCCAUUCAGCCGGACUGGGUCCCAGAGAAUGCCAUCUUUGUCGUAGACGACAUAGAGCACGAAGCUGGCUGGACCUAUGGAGACGAGACAUUUGACUACAUACAUAUACGCCACACAGUUCAUUCCAUCAAAGACCGAGAAUUGCUCUGGGAACGAAUCUGGAAACACCUAAAACCAGGGGGCUAUGUCGAAAUUCAGGAGUUUAACUACAUCGCAGCUUGCGACGACGACUCAUGUGACGGCCCAUACGCCUGGAGGGACUAUUGUAAAUAUCUCUACGAAGGAAUGAUGGCCCUCGGCACAGAUUUACAUGGCAUCACUCACGUGGGGCACGAACUACAAGAAGCAGGCUUCGAAAACAUCACAACCAAAGCCUACAAGUGCCCACUUGGUCCAUGGGCAAAGAAGAAACGACUACAAGAGUGUGGCCAUGUUUUAAGAGAUGUCGUUAUGUUGUCUCUUCAUGGCCUGUCUCGAAAACCGCUUCGCGAUGGUCUCGGCUGGACGUUGCUCCAGAUCGAGAUGUUCCUCGUCGAAGUCCGAAAGUCACUGACUCAGGAAGUUAAUGGCCUACCCAAGUUCCAUACCUAUUUCCCUUACUUAAACAUUCACGCCCGGAAACCCCUGAACUGGCAAAGGCCGAUCAGGGAAGACGCGUGA